UUUCACUGUGCUUUGACUCGGGGGUGUUGUUUAUCCUCCGCGUAUUUUGUAAAAGGUUGUGAUAUGCUCGAGUGUUUUUGGAUUAUUUGUACUUCAGACUAAACGAAAAGUACCUACCUUACAAGCGAUGAGGUGCUGUUGCAGGCGGGCGCCCUGAGCGGGCCGCGCCGGACCGGUAGCCGCCGCCGCUGCCGCCGCCGCCGCCAUGGAGCUGAAGGUGUGGGUGGACGGCAUCCAGCGGAUCGUCUGCGGCGUCACCGAGGCCACCAGCUGUCAGGACGUGGUGUACGCGCUGGCACACGCCACCGGCCGCACCGGCCGCUUCACGCUCAUCGAGCGGUGGCGGAACAACGAGCGGCUGCUGGCGCCGCAGGAGAACCCGGUCAAGGUGCUGAUGAAAUGGGGCGAGUACUCGAGUGACGUGCAGUUCAUCCUCCUGCGCUCGCCGCUGGAGGCCAAGUCUCCGUCCCGCGCGCGCCGCUCGGGCCGCUCAUCCCGUGGCCCGUCCGAGCCGUCCCCGCCGAGUCCCGACACCAGCACGACCGUGCUGUCGCCGGAGCUGCAGCGGCGCCGCUCCGAGCUGCGGCUGCUGGAGCACGUGAAGCGCGGCACGGUGGGCGUGGUGCGCGGCGUGCAACAGCGGCCCGCCGACGAGCCGUGGCCGCCGGCCGGGCCGGCCGCGCCGCCGCCCCCUCCGCCGCCCCGGCUGACCGACAAGCCGGGUCUGAACGACAGCGUGUCGAGCGCCGACACCAGUCUCAAUACUAGUCACGACCGGGUGCCGGGUCUGCGGCGGGCCGGCGAGGCGGCGCCGUCUCCGGGGCCGCGGUUCAGCACUCCGCCGCCGUACCGGGACCCUCCGCCGCCGGCGGCGGGCCGGGCGGGGCCGCGCCGGCCGCCGCCCUACCGCGAGCCGCCACCGCCGCCGCCGCCGCCCGGCCGGAGUCCGUCCGGCAGCGGCAGCAGCCAGUCCAGCAGCCCGCUGCGUCCGGCGCCGCCGCCGCCGCCGCCGGCCGCGCCCCUCUCUAGUCAGAUCCCGGAUGGCUCCGGCACUCCGCCCGGACACCCGGCAAAGGGGCGCGGGCCGGGCCGGCGGCUCGCCACCGACCAGUAUGCCAUGGAGGAGGUGGUCUACAACAGUCAGUACCGGGAGCUCCUCUCGGUCGUCAACGCGCAGAAACACCAGCUCAGCUCUCUCCAGGCCGACGUCACAAAGUGUGACGCCGAGAUUGUGUACCUGGAAGAGUUUCAGCGAGAGCAGGACGUUCAACUGUCAGCCGUUCGCUCCGAGGCCAGUCGCCUGGAGGCGCUGCUGGCGGAGCGAAAUCAGGAGAUUGCCGAGGCAGAGGAGAAGGCAGAGGAGCUGAGGAGGGAGUCCGAGGAGGGAGAGAGGAUCAAGACCGAGAGUGAACAGCUCAAGGAGAAGUUGGCUACAUGUGAGACGGAGCUGAAGACGUAUUCGGAGAAAAUACGGGAUCUGGGCGAGUCUCUGAAGUCGGAGCAGGAGCGGAGUGACCAAGAGGCGCAGCUGACGCAGCAGCAGCUGGAGCAGCUGGCCGCGCAGCUGUCUGCUCUCCAGGAGCAGUCGGAGCGCACUGAGACGGAGCGCGCCGACCUGGAGACCCAGAUCGGCCAGCUGGGAGAACAGCUGCUGGAGAGACAGCGGCGAGUCGAACAGCUGCUCGAGGAACUGAAGACGGUCAACCUGGAGAGCCUGCGCAUGUCCGGCACCGAGGAGCUCGCUAAAGUCACGGAAGGUGAGAAUCGAGGGCCGGCCAAGUCGGGUGUGAGUCGGCAGCUGAUCGGCUCGCCCCGUCAACUGGAGAGCGCUGUGCCCACCAGCAAGAACCCGCACGGCGUCUGGGUCUGAGGGGCGCCCGACCCCUCCCGAGGCCAGGGAGACUACCCGGCCGCCUGGCAGCGCGCUCGCUGCUGCUUACUGUUCCUGCGUCUAGAGUUUGCCACAUAUCGACGCCCUCUGCCGCUAGAUAUUACCGCUUCCGCUCACUAAUCGCUCGCUGUUUGGAUGUUGUGUGCUGUCGGACACGCUUCAGACGCCGCUUUCUGUCGACGUGGAUGUGGCGCUGCUUUGUUGUUCGCGCACAUCCGUGCCCGCGCUUUUUGGCGUCGUUGCCGCUUUUCGCUUCUUGUGCUGCUGCUUGAAUCUUAUUUUCGACGUAGCUUUAGGAUCUUGAACGGUACGCACGCCGUUUUGAAACCUAGUACAACAUUGUUUGGUUGUUUUCUUGCCUUGACCCCGACUUAGUUUACGCUAUUAGUUUUACGUCCUGUCCUGUUGGUCGUGUUUUGUUGUGAGGUCCGCCGCUGGGCGAACACCCCGAGUGGAGCGACAGAACUGUUACCAGAUACGUAUUUAAAGCAUGGACACGACGUGGUACGAUCUUACGUUUACAUUAUAUACAAUAGCCGAUAGGUCUGAGUAGUAAUCUUCACCUUUGUGUGUGCGUGUUUAAUUGACAGAUCAACGUCGUAUUCUGUACAGAUCCCUAUUAUGCCGAGUUUUUAGUCGAUUUGAGUUGUGUGUUUUAGCUGAGCAAGUAUUGCAUGUCAACCUAUGAACAAUCAUUAUAAUCUGUGUUUGAAUUCAGGGCUUAUUUUAGCGUUUGCACGCCUUCAAUUGUGUGUUUAUUUACUAGAUAGCUAGCUCGCCCCCCAGUGUACAUUUGUUUACCGGCGCGUGCCAUAUUGUCGGCCGGUGCCCCCACUGUGCGCCGGCUCGGCCGUGCUGCUGUGCUAUAGACGAGCCAGCGCGUGUGCUGUGCUUCAGAUCAGAGUCUGCGGAGGGUAACUAACGCGCCAGACUGCCCCGUUGCGGGGGCAGAGGCGAGCGUGGGGCGUCUUCUGACAAUCAAACGACGGCCCGGUCCGCCCCCGGGGUGACCGAGAGAGGAGAGAGGGCGGGCCGGGGAGAGUGCGAGAGAGAAUCGACAGAGUGAGAGUGGGAGUUUGUGCGCCUAUUUGCGAUGGUAAUAUACAGAAGACGACUUAA
Molecule: messenger RNA, 3010 nt
Organism: Amphibalanus amphitrite
Lineage: Eukaryota; Metazoa; Arthropoda; Thecostraca; Balanomorpha; Balanidae
Product: ras association domain-containing protein 8-like
Exons: 8
Coding region: 206-1870 (554 amino acids)
Biological process (GO): signal transduction
Source: RefSeq, a predicted model, not a curated record